CUUCUUUUUUCUAAUUAGAUAUUUCCUUUAUUUAUAUUCCAAAUGUUACCCCCUUUCCUGGUUUCCCCUCUGAAGACCCCUAUCCCCUCUCCCCUCCCCUUGCUCCCCAACCUACCCACUCCCAUUCCUGACCCUGGCAUUCCCCUACACUGGGGCAUAGAGCUUUCACAGGACCAAGGGCCUUUCCUCCCAUUGAUGAGCAACUAGGCCAUCCUCUGCUACAUAUGCAGCUGGAGCCAUGAGUCCCACCAUGUGUUUUCUUUUGGUUGGUGGUUUAGUCCCAGGGUGCUCAGGGGGUACUGGCUAGUUCAUAUUGUUGUUCCUCCUAUGGGGCUGCAAACCCUUUCAGCUUCUUGGGUCCUUUCUCUAGCUCCUUCACUGGAGACCCUGUACUCAGUCCAAUGGAUGGCUGUGAGCAUCUGCCUUUGUAUUUGUCAGGCACUGGCAGAAUCUCUCAGGAGACAGCUAUAUCAGGCUCCUGUCAGCAAGCACUUGUUGGCAUCCACAAUAGUGUCUGGGUUUAGUGACUGUAUAUGGGAUGGAUCCCCAGGUGGGACAGUCACUGGAUGGCUUUUCCUUCAGUCUCUGCUUGGAGUUCUCCUUUUCAUUUAUUGAGGUCCAGACCACUGUGGGCAAACUAUUCUCCUGGGCAUGUGGUCCUGAGCUAUUCGAAAAGAUAGCUCAACUUACACCUGCCUACAGGCCAGCAAGCAGUAUCCAGCACGGGUCCUGCCCGACUUCUUUGGCUGAUGCUGUGAUAGCAACCAGGCCUGCCUUCAACUUUCCUCAAUAAUAAACUGUGACUUGAAGCUGUAAGCAAAAGCAAGCCAUUUCCUCCCAUAAGUUGCUUUUGGUCAGAGUAUUUUAUCACAGAAAGAGAAUGGAUGGAAGAGGCUGUCAGGGGAGGCAUUCCCUGCAUUCGGCAGGAUUCAGCAGAGUCCUUGCAUGUAUCUACUGAAUGCCAGCAUUACCAACUGAGGAACUCAAAAGUAUGUGCAAAUAUUGGCAAAUGACUCAUAGGGAGCAAAACUAUCUUCAUUUAAAAUUUAUUUAUGCCAUAUUUAAGGCAUGUUUAUUUGACUGUACUACAAAGAUUAAUUGCCAGAAUUCAAAGGUAAUUUAUAAAAAGUUGAGAUCCAAGAUGGCGGCCAGCAGGAGGCUGAUGAAGGAGCUUGAAGAGAUCCGCAAAUAUGGAAUGAAAAACUUCUGUAACAUCCAGGUUGAUGAAGAUAAUUCAUGGACUUCCCAAGGGCUUAUUGUUCCUGACAAGCCUCCAUAUGACAAGGGAGCCUUCAGAAUUGAAAUCAACUUUCCAGCAGAGUAUCCAUUCAAACCACCCAAGAUCACACUUAAAACAAAGAUCUACCACCCUAACAUCGAUGAGAAGGGGCAGGUGUGUCUGCCAGUCAUUAGUGCUGAAAACUGGAAGCCAGCCACCAAGACUGACCAAGUAAUCCAGUCCCUCACAGCACUGGUGAGUGACCCCCAGCCUGAGCACCCACUCCGGGCUGACCUAGCUGAAGAAUACUCUAAGGACCGUAAAAAAUUCUGUAAGAAUGCUGAAGAGUUUACAAAGAAAUAUGGGGAAAAGCGACCUGUGGACUAAAAUCUGCCAUGAGUGAUUCCAGCAAGUUUGAGCAGAGACCCCGAGCAGUGCAUUUAGACACCCUGCAAAGCAGGACUCUGUGGAAAUUGACACGUGCCACCAACUGGCGUCCGCUUGUGGCAGUUACUAACUUUCUACAGUUUUCUUAAUCAAAAGUGGUCUAGGUAACCUGUAAAGAAGGAUUAAAAAAUUC
Messenger RNA from Mus musculus (house mouse), 1799 nucleotides. RefSeq names its product predicted gene 10015. Bases 959 to 1606 code for a protein of 215 amino acids. Lineage: Eukaryota; Metazoa; Chordata; Mammalia; Rodentia; Muridae. The transcript has a single exon. The record is from RefSeq and is a predicted model, not a curated record.